CUAACAUUAAAUCAAGCACUUUUGUCAUCGGUUUUUGGUAGAUUCACAGUUCAGCACAAAUUAUUAUACUUUUAGUUAACAAUCAAUUUUAUGUAGUUCGUAUAUGAUUGUUGGUGGUGGCAAACAGAUCGUUGUGCUGGAGUUGUGGUCGGCUAGCUUACGUUAACGUAGACUACCUAGCUAGCUAACAAGCGUGAGCAUAGCUAGCAGUGCUUGUGCUAGCAAGCUAAAUUGCGUUACACUAGUAGCCACCUAGUUAACUAGCUAGCUAGUGCUGUGUUAACAACGCUGCGGUCCUACACUUACUAGAUCGCUUCUGGUGGCUGAUAUAUCCUGGUUGUAUAACUAGUUAAGCUACAGUUUGCUUGAUGUUGGACGUGCUGCUGCUAGCCAGCUAGGUUAUCUGUAUCGUAUGUCAAUCGAUAUCGUUAAAUGAUGACGUUUUAAAUAGAUACUCACACGGGGCAUGUGUACAUUACGUAGUGCUACCCGUGAGCGUUAAUUUAAAUACCCGACAAGAUGCCUGCGGUGUCCGCGGGGGUUAAGGAGUUGUACCUGUCAACAUCUUUAGGAGAGCUCAACAAGAAGGCUCAACUCAAACCCGAGAAAUUCAGCACCAGAAGCUAUGUCCAGAGCGCUGGCAAGAUAUACCAGACGGCAGAAGAGUGUCGCCUUGAUGGAGAUGAAGAGAAAGCAUAUGUGCUUUAUAUGAAGUACCUGACAGUUCAUGAUAUCAUCAAGAAAAGACCCGAUUUCAAGCAACAUCAGGAGUUUUUCCUGUCUAUGCUAGGGCCCACCAGCUUUAAGAAAGCCAUAGAAGAAGCUGAGAAGCUGUCUGGAAGCCUUAAACUCAGGUAUGAGGAAGUGGAGGUUCGCAAAAAGCUGGAGGAGGAUGAAAGGCAAGAAGAAAAGAAAAGGAGAGAGGAGAGGACAAAGAAAGAUGGAGGGCAGGCCUCUCCCAAAGGCCUGACAGACAUGAAGAAGGACUACAAGAAGGUGAAAGGAGAACAGAACAAGUUGAAAAAUGUUCCAUCAAAAGCUGCCGUGCCUGCAGGAGGGAUCACCCCUGACAAGCUGUUCCACAUGAUGAAGGAUCAGACCAUGUCUCUUAUUGUCAUGGACGCCCGCAACUGCAAGGACUUUGAGGAGUCUCGCAUUCAGGUCCCCACCCAGACUUGUAUCAACGUGCCAGAGGAAGCCAUCCGCCCAGGAAUCACUGUGAACCAGAUUGAAUCAAAGCUUCCAGAAGCUUCCAGAGACCUGUGGAGACGCAGGGGCUUUGUGGACUACAUUGUCCUGCUGGACUGGUUCAACUCUGUCAGCGAUCUCAAGCUUGGCACCACACUGCAAAGCCUCAAAGAUGCCCUCUACAAGUGGGACAGCACCACCAUUCUGCGUAGUGAGCCCAUGGUACUGGAGGGAGGCUAUGAGAACUGGCUGCUUUUCUACCCUAUGUACACAACCAACUCCAAGGUCAAAGCCCCGAGACAAGUCACGGUCAACAACCUCCCCCAACUGAACUUCAGCUAUCCAUCCCUGGAGGAGCCCAAGCCUCCAACGCCCCCUCCCCCAGAGCCAGAGCCCCAGGUCCAGCCCCAGGUCCAGCCCCAGCCCCAGGUCCAGCCCCAGGUCCCCCUCCAGGUAAAUGGAGCCCCCUCAGUAGAGCAGUUCCACCCUGAGCCCCCAUCCACAAGGACAGAGAGCCUGCCGGACGCCACAGAUUAUCCUGUCACAGCAUCCUCACUCUCUGGAGUAGACCUCACCAAGAAGGGCCCAAACCGAGGGUCAGGCAGCACCACCGGCCUGCCUGCUGCCGCUGUCAAACCCAUUCCCCAGAUUGAUCGCACCAAGAAGCCCUCCGUGCGGGUGUCUGACAUCUCCAAACCCAGCCAGGACGGUCUGCCGUCUCAAAACGGCCCCUCAGUCCCCGACCGCUCGGUCAAACCACACUUCGGCUCCGGCGUCACUCCGUCCGACGACCAGGACCGUUGUCCGGAGGAGGAGGGAAGGGACGGUGAUCACCAGGAGAAACUGAGCGGGGAGAAAGAAAGGCAGGAGAGAGCGGAGGGCGAGAGACAUAGGAAGGAAGAAGAGGAGAGAAAGUACCAGGAGAGGAAGAAACUGGAGAGGCAGAAAGCAGAGGAGGAGGAGGAGUCGAAGGAGGGUAGGGGCGGGGAGAAGAGAGGGAAGGAGUCAAACUCAGACACACCCACCAAGAGUGCAUCUCUGGACUCUCCUGCUCCCAACCGCAUCAUCACUGAGAUUAAGCGAGAGCCGCUGACCAGAGCCAGAAGUGAGGAGAUGGGGAGGAGUGUCCCAGGCCUGCCUGACGGCUGGAUGAAGUUCCUGGACAUCGUGACCGGUACGUACCGGUACUACCACUCUCCCACCAACAGGGUCCACCUGUACCCCCCUGAGGUGAGCGUCCCCCAGACCCCGCCCUCCACCCCGCCCAUGGCCAAACAGAAACAGGCGCACCCUGCCGAGCCGGAGCCCAGCCAGGAAUGUGAGCGCGAGCAGUCCAAACUGAAACGUUCCUACUCCUCGCCUGACAUCAGCCAGGACCUGAGAGAGGACAUCCAGAAGAAGGCCGUCGCCACUGUAGCCACACCCGCCAUCAACAGAGACACCAAGCCUGCCACUAACGUCUACGCCAAGGUGGAGAUCACUCGGCCGUCGGCCGCCAAGAUACGCAACUUGAACCCCGUGUUCGGCGGCAUGGGCGCUUUGCUGACCGGCCUGCGUAACCUAGGUAACACGUGCUACAUGAACUCCAUCCUGCAGUGUCUGUGCAACACCCCUGCCAUGGCUGAGUACUUCAACAACAACUACUACCAGCAGGACAUAAACAGGGCCAACAUUCUGGGCCAUAAGGGGGAGGUGGCGGAGGAGUUUGGGGUCAUCAUGAAGGCCCUGUGGUCAGGCCAGUACAAGUGCAUCAGCCCACGGGACUUUAAGAUCACCAUUGGGAAGAUCAACGAUCAGUUCUCUGGUUACGAGCAGCAGGACUCCCAGGAGCUGCUGCUGUUUCUCAUGGACGGCCUGCACGAGGACCUCAACAAGGCAGACAACCGGAAGCGGUACAAGGAGGAGGAAAACGACCACCUGGAUGACCAGCGCGCAGCAGACCUGGCAUGGAGCAAGCACAAGCUACUCAAUGAGUCCAUCAUCGUGGCGCUGUUCCAGGGACAGUUCAAGUCCACCGUGCAGUGUCUCACCUGCCACCGCAAGUCACGCACCUUCGAGACCUUCAUGUACCUGUCGCUGCCCCUUGCCUCCACCAACAAAUGCUCCCUACAGGACUGCCUGAAGCUGUUCUCCAAGGAGGAGAGGCUGACUGACAACAACAAGGUGUUCUGCAGACAUUGCAAAGCCCACCGAGACUCGACCAAGAAACUGGAGAUCUGGAAGGUUCCUCCCAUUCUGCUGGUGCACUUAAAACGCUUCUCCUACGAGGGACGGUGGAAACAGAAGCUGCAGACCAGCGUGGACUUCCCUCAGGAGAGUCUGGACCUGGCCCAAUAUGUCAUUGGACCCAAGCAGAACCUCAAGAGAUACAACCUGUUUGGAGUGUCUAACCACUAUGGGGGUCUUGACGGAGGUCACUACACCGCCUACUGUAAGAAUGCCCAGAAACAGCGCUGGUACAAAUUUGAUGACCAUGAGGUGUCUGACAUCUCCACCUCUUCUGUGAAGUCCUCCGCUGCCUACAUCUUGUUCUUCUCUACUCUGUGAAGCACCAGGGGGGACAUGGGCACCCCAGAAGACUCGACUUACUGAGCCAGCGCUGCUCUGAGCAACAAGCUGCUUUCUGCUUACAGCUCUGACAUAGGACCCGGUGAGAAGACUUGCAGACUUGCAGAGAGGACGAAAGUGUGCGUGUGUGAGUGCGUGUGCAAGAGUGAGUGUGCGUUGUUGUGUUUGUGAGAGUGUGGGUGUGUGAGCUCGCGUGAAAAGAGUGUGUGAGAGUUAGACAUGUGCUGGGAUGUGUAUUCCAGCAUGCCUCUGAGAGAGAGAGAGAGACAGACAGAGGGAGGGACGGACGGAGAGAGGGACUGACAAACAGACAGUUGGGGAGAGACAGAGAUGUAGACACAGUCUGAAACUAGAUGAUUCCAUAGCUGUUAAAACGUGUCUAUUUAAAUUACUGACAGUAGAGAAAAGUACCUUUAACACACACAUACACACUGCUGCCAGACUAAUACUACAGAAUAAGAUGCAUACCAAGACUAGAACCCAAACUUCACCGCCAUCAAAGUUGUCGUAGAGCUGAGAUCCACGUUAAAUACUGUCUCACGGUUCUGUCUCAAACUCUGUCAAUUUUGACGGCAUCCUUGUUUAACAGACAUCGCUUUUGCGUGUGAAUAGACCAUAUUGAAUCGUUGGCAGAGAUUGUUGUCAGAUGUACAUAGCGACUGCUGACCUUGCACAUUAAACAUGUACAAACUG
Hypomesus transpacificus is the source of this 4449-nucleotide messenger RNA. RefSeq names its product ubiquitin specific peptidase 8 (gene usp8). NCBI's taxonomy places the organism in Eukaryota, Metazoa, Chordata, Actinopteri, Osmeriformes, Osmeridae. Gene Ontology annotation, cellular component: dendritic spine; extrinsic component of endosome membrane; cytosol. The coding region runs from base 520 to 3735 and encodes 1071 amino acids. The record is from RefSeq and is a predicted model, not a curated record. Gene Ontology annotation, biological process: protein K48-linked deubiquitination; endosome organization; Ras protein signal transduction. Gene Ontology annotation, molecular function: cysteine-type deubiquitinase activity. The transcript is spliced from 19 exons.